Messenger RNA from Pelobates cultripes (western spadefoot toad), 43555 nucleotides. The record is from the annotation of a GenBank genome assembly. NCBI's taxonomy places the organism in Eukaryota, Metazoa, Chordata, Amphibia, Anura, Pelobatidae.
CAAGCAGUAUAUAAAGUGAGUGCACAUCUAUAUCAUUUGGCAGUUCUCCCUUUUCAUUAACAAGAAGCAUUGGGGAAACAACGUGAUGAAACUCAUAUUUUUAUCCAUAUUUUUAGCGUCUGCUUUACACCAGGCAGACAGCAAUGGCUAUUAUGACAAGAUUUUGUCACACAGUCGCAUAAGGGCAAGAAAAGAGGGGUAAGUGUGAUUUUGUCUAAAAUUGAAUUGUAUUACAUAAAUAAAAAGCCAUUUAAACAUAAGUUUGGGAUUAUUCUUUAAUAAGUUCGCAAAGUUUGGAUGGUGAUACACCCAUAAAAAUUAACAUUAUGGAAAAAAGUUUAAUACUUGACAAAUAUUUAAUCCUUAUUCAGAGAAACUUUAACUUGUUUUAUGUUGUUCUCUGAUGUUCAUCCCAAGAGUAUACAUCCAAUUAUGCAAACAAAAAUAAAUAACUUAUACAAGAGAUAAACUAAUAAACUGAUAGAAAAUGCAUGAUUUUUAGACUGAAUUAUUUGCUCUUUUGUAAGCAUCCAUUAAAAGAGUUUGUCAUAGGGAUUGAAUUACCAGAAAUUGUAUCAUUUGCUCAUUGCAGUGUAAUCCAAAUAUUAUUACAUUUACGUUUAAUUGCAUUAUUAGAGUUGGUCAGUUUCCUACAUAUAAUUUAAUUGAGGCAUUUUUACAUUGUUUUUAAGUUAAAACUCAAGGCAAGUGGACCUUAAGUUGAACACAUCUAUUGUUGCUCAUAGAGGAAUAUUUAUAUAAUUUAAAAAGCAUUAAUACGGUAUUUAAUUUAAUACUUUAACAUUAUUUUUCAUGCUUUUUUUAUGUUCAUUUAAAAUGUUUUUAAAAAAAUAAAAAAUAAAAAUAAUCAAUAGCAAUAACAGUCAAAAUUAUAAAAAAUGAUGUAACAAGGUGUUUAUUGACCAAGGACACAUGUCCUGUGAUGAUUGAACAAUACAAGUUCAAUGGUUAAAAAUCUUUAAAGUUGACAAUAUUUUAUUUAUUUUUUUACUUAAACCGUGUUAGUUUAAUGGUGCCGGAUGCCUGAAAUUGAUGGGAUUACCAAACAACUGAUGACUUUACCAUAUACUGGAGGUUUUCUAAACAAAGAAAUGCCCUUCCACAUGUGCUCUGGCUGCAACGGAUACAAUUUCAGUGUGGAGUGGGCUGUAGUUAUAAUGGAUUAGAACACUUAGUGCAAAAGCUAUAAAACACAUUUUAACAUGUUCCAGCACAACUGGCAACCGCUGCAAAGCAGAAAAGGAUAAAGCUUUCUUUUGUCUCUGUGCAGUGCAAAAAGGGGGCUAGGGGGAGAGUUCUUUUUUUAUUUGGUUUCUAAGCAUGUUUUGUGAAUCUGUGAAUUUAAAACUAACAAAGGAAACAAAUGACAAUUAAUUUAUAUGUAUGUGUUUUUUUUUAUUUUUUUAUAGUCCAAAUGUCUGUGCUUUGCAACAAGUUAUGGGAACAAAAAAGAAGUACUUCAGUACUUGCAAAAACUGGCACCAAGGGGCCAUCUGCGGCAAGAAAGCGUAAGUUUACUAUUAAUUUUUGUAUGGUUCUUUACUACUGGCGUGUGCAAAAUGCAACACUAGAAAAAGGUUAAAUACUUUGUUAUUAUUAUGACUCAUGUCUCCUUAGCUUUAUUGUCAAUGUUUAGAGUUUUUCUGACUACAAUCCUCAGCAUUCCUGGAAAGUGGAAUAACAUAAAGUAGUUGUAGGAUGAGCUGAGAGUUGUGGGGGUUGAUGUACUUUAGUCAUGGUUGUUCCAUGGUAGAUAGAUUUCCUUGUCUGGUUGUAGACUAGUAAUAGGUUUUCCUUGCCCUGUAAUAUGGAUACUGGGCUAUGAUCUAGGGGAAGACAUAAAUUAAACAUAAUGCUCUUGAGAUAUAUAAGGAGAACAGCAGAAGCAUUCACAUACCAAGAUUUAUAAGGUAGAGGUCAGUUCAGUUCCUUCCUAGACGUUUUGUAAUGUUUUCUUUUUUUCCCCUUAUGGUUAAAUUAUGCCUUUUCCAGUGGAAAGUUAGAUACGAAGCAUUUUUUAUGCUUACUAAACACUUUUUAACAGAUGGAGAGCCAACAACAUUUUGCAAGAUGCUGAACACAUCAUCUAUGAUUCCGAUGUUUAAAGAACACAUGUUGGCUUGGAAUUUGGUGUACAUGUCUAAAUGGGUUCUAAUAAUAGUGAUACAUUAGAAAAGUGGUUUUUAACCUCCUUUGAAUGGGAACCAGGCUAUUUACUUAGCAUUAGUUUGUGACUCAUUCUUUCACUGUAAAGAAAAAUACCCUUGGUGGACUCUUCCCAGAGACAAAUGGCUCUUUAUUUGUCCAUGGAAGGCAAUUCUACCAAAGUAUACAAAUAUAUCAUGGGCAGUUGCUUUAGAGUUAAUGAAUAGGAAGUACCUUUUCUACCCUCCAGUUUUUUCCUGAAAAUGUAAUUGGGACAAAAAUUUGGAUCCUGACACAACAUAUGGUUUAGAUAUCUGCAUGAAUGGCAACAUUCAGACUUUAUAAAUGUUUGGAAAAUAAUUCAAUCACAAUAUAAAAUAAUAGCAAAUGCAUCAUAUUGCAUUAAAUGUUUAUUUCUUAUGUGGUUUAUAAUGGUAUGUAGUUUGGAACAAUUAAAAUUUAAUUAUAUUAUGGAUACUAUUGAGUUUGGUAAUAAUGACAUCUCUAACCUAAUACAUCUCCUUCUUUAUACAACAAAAGAAAAUAUAUUAUCAACUCUUUUUUUUCUAUAGAAAUAUCUCGGAUUUCUGGUCAUAUAUAAUGAGACACUUAAAGCUAUUUUACAGAAGGAAUAGAUUACAUUUAAGAUUUUAAUGCAUUUUCCUACCCAAAUGUAUCAACUUUAAAAGUCAUUGUUAACAACUGAUGUUUUCUUAAAUUUUUAACUUAGCGAUCACAGACUUACUUCGUAUACAUAACUGUGUCUGAGUAAAAAAAAUAUAUAAUUUGUUUUUGAAGACCACUAGAACCAAUUAGCAAUGAAAAGUAUUUCCAUUUGAGCUCAUUUAUUGUGUUGAGUUUCCAUUAUUGACAUAAUAGACUUAAAGCCAAGCAUAAGACCCAGUCUAGCUUCAGGUUUCAGAGAUAACUAUAAGGUGUGCUCACAAAAAAAAAAAAAGACUCCUCAAGCAACAUUUGAAGGACAGGCAGUUGAUAAAGGUGAUUUCAAGUUGGUUCAAGUCAGGUAAUCUCAAAUACUCCAACUAUUCAGUAAGAGCUGAUUAAGGAACUAUAUCGAACAGAUUGGGUCAACUUUCAGAGUAGCUGACUUGAGCUGACUUGAACAAUGCUUCAGCAUUUUUCAUGCUGAUUAGCUGUGUUCCUUAUAAUGGAACUAUGGCGUGCAUGAGAAGAGAAAGGUUAAAUUUACUUUGCUUAGAAUUAUUUUUACAAUUUGUUUAAGUUUAGUAGUAUUUACUGAUUACCCUAUUGGGUGGAUGAGAACAUACCUAAAAACAGACUAGCAGAAUUCACUCAUCCCAUGUUAAUUUAAAUGAGGGCUAAUGGUAAACUUGAUUGGAGGCACUUUGGAUGUCCACCACACACACACACACACACACAUAUAUAUAUAUAUAAAUAUAUAUACACACAUACAUUGGAUUGGCUAGGAAAUGGGUGACCUUUUGGGCUCCAUGCCCCUGCAUCAACAAAUUAAAUCACUGCCUAGUACUAUCUCUCACUCAUAAUUGGUUGGGUGAAACUUAUUAAAACCAAGUGGCUCCAUGAAUUUUCUUGAAAUUAAUUUAAUGUUAAUACAUGGUGUUACUUGAUUGCUCGUCACGUGCUAACGGUUAAUAAUAAAAAGCACAGGUAUCAAUGUAUCCCAUUCUUUCCUCAUCCCUUAACUUGUGGGAAUGGGCAUACAGUUGAUGAGUAGACUAAACUAAUCUUUUAACUAAGACACUUAUAACACUAUAAUGUAUACAGCUAUUUUCCUUAUUUUCUCAUGAAUUUCUUUCAUUAAUCAAUUAUCUGUGAUUAUUUAUCACUCAACUUGCAAGCUGUGGGCAAUAGACAUGCAAACUAGUAAAAAUGUGUUCUAAAUGUAACUCUUGGUUACAAGUGCAAAACCAAUAACAAUACUGUUAAUGUCACAUUAACAAAGAAAAUCACUAUAGACAGUGUUGCUCUGUUUUAAGCCCAUGGCAGACAGGAGCUAUAGUUUGCAGGAAGUGUUUCUCUUGUCCCAUUUUGAAAAUCAGUUUUGCCUGUCAGAAUUAAUUACAAAGAAAUGCUGAAUAAUGUCCACAAGAGGGUGUUCCAGAUCUUUAAGCACUGUGUCAUAAACUUAACUUUUUAUUUAUUUUAUUUCAAACUAUUAAACAUUUAAAAAUAAUGGAAUAUCACCUAACCUUAAGAAAACAAAAGUUACACGACACAAACUAAAUUUAACAGAUGAAAAUUUAUAUCAGGUUUGACCUUUUCAAUCCAACAAUAUACCACAAAUAAUGUAUAAUCUUCAAAGUCGUUGCCAAUGUUUAAUAUUUGCUUGUGUUCAAAACAAUUAAAUGCAUGUUUCUGAACUCUAUAAUGUAAUGUACAAAUUUUUUUUUUUAGAAAGUCCCCACCCAACAACCCACACAUCCAUCCAUCCAUCCAAUAAGUAGUGCAUUAAUUCCAUUUGCAACAUGUAUUUUGUAUUACUAUCAAUUUCUUUAUAUAAUAUUUUAAACCUCUGAAACUAAGCAUUCACUUCCUCUGUGAAUUGAGAUUUUGGUAAAUAUGUAGAAUCAUCAUAACUUUUUUUUUAGUUAUCUCAUUGGACUACAUAUCACUAAAUACACAAUUAUAUAUUAUUUUGCUUUUUCAGACAUUGCAAUGUGUAUAUACUUGCUGGCAGUGUAUAAAUACAUAGUCUACAAUAUAUAAAAGUGCAUUGCUGGAGAUCUACUCAUUAAAAGUCAAAUUGAAUUGGCUCGGCAAACCACUGGUGGGUAAAAUAGUGGUCUCAUGUAAAAAAUUUCCAAAUCAGUUAUUUACCUAUUGCACCAUUUCCGUGUGUAUGAAGUGGGGUUUCAAAGCAAUAAAACUAACAGUUUUGUGUGAUGUGUGAAUGAAUCACAUAAUUCCAUACAGUAAUACAGCAUGUAGUGUGUAUGAGUGUAUUACAUAACUCCACAAAACAAAGAUAUUUUUCCACAAUACAUGAGAUCACCUUCCGAUUUCCUACCUUUCCGUAAGUUGAGGGGGCAAUGUACAUAAAGUGCAUGUGCAGACCCAGCAGGCAAAAAAGCAGUUGGACGUGUUGGAGUUAAGUUCCCUUGUGUCCUACCUGCACUCAAGACCUGUGGGUGGGUUACAUGAUAUUAGUGGGUCAAAACCAGCCUACAAGCUAAAUGUUUGAUACUCCUACCCUAAGAGGUUUACUAUUAUUUCAACCAAUGAGCAAUGGGGCCAAAAUAAAUGAGGGGUAGGCAUUAGAUUCUAAAUGUGGGCCGCCAAAUUCUCAUUAUUGUACUAUGAGACAUAAACAAAUUUUUGAGUGGGCCAAGUAAAAAACAAGGAUAAGUAUGUUUGCACACAGUAAGACUGGACUACUUUGACUUGAGCUAGUAGAUUUUAGAAUUGUUGAUAAUGUCUUCAAAUUGGAAGGUGCACUGACUGUAUCAUGUACUCGGCCAAGGAUGAAAAGUAUGGGCAUGGAUCAAACGCCCAUCUUGAAUACACUUGAAAACAUUCAUUUAAUCCAGUUUUCAACUUAUUCCACCAUCUCUAAAUUUAGUUGUAACUAAUAAAAUAGUUCAUGUCGGUUUGCUUCCUAUUAUGUUUGUGAGUGGAAUAAGAUGAACUGUAUUCAGCAAGAAUUAUUUUUGAAUAUUGAUGUAGAAGAGACAUUUUUUAAGGUAUGAAUCUCCUAAAUACUGCCACUUUUUGAAGUGUUUCAGUAUAUUGAUAGUGAUAUACCUUUACAUUUGUAACUAUAUAUAUUUGACAUGCACUAACUCAAAUGGUAAGACAGCACACUUUUAAAACCUUUAUAUUUUACCAUAAUCAGAUAUGACCUGGUUUUAUAUAGGUAUAUUACAGAUUGUAUUAUAUGAUUGUAGUGAAACAUGACCUCUGAGGAGUUUUGUAGGUAUGAGACACUAACCUGAUUUUUAUGGACUUUAGUUUGAGAAGUCACAUCUGUUUGGCAUUAAAACCACAUGAUUUAAGAAAUCCCAAUAAAAAUUGAUACAAUUAUCAUGUAGAAAAUAAGGAACUGUCCGUCUGUUAAAAUGCAACUGGAAAUAUAUAGAUAUAUUUAUUUUUUAUUUAUUUUUUUAGAAUAUUUCAAUGUUAUAUCAUUAAAGGGAUACUAUAAACACCAGACCAACCAAUAUGUCUUGUUUUUAAUAUGUCCUGUUGUAUCUCCCCUUAGAAUUACUUGUUCCCCUCCUAAUAUGGCCACCUUACACUAACCUAACCCCCCUUCAAUAUGGCUACUGACAUGAUUUUCUACUACUACUCCCCUUUUCCCUACCAAGAUGGCCGCCGUGGCUAUUUUUCAGGCUAUUUGAAACACAUGUACCUUCAUAGCUAAUAAGCUAUUCUCUCCCAAGAUAAAUAUUCCUGUUACUAUGUGUGCACUUUAUAAAGAAGUACGUGUAGCCCUAUUUCGAUGUCGGCAAACACAAGAUUUUCACCAACAUCGUACACAUUGCACAAAAUACUACAUUUCCCAUAAGGCUUAGCGGCCGUGAAAUUAUGACGCGCAUAUGAUGCGUGUCACAUGUUUCGGCUUCAGAUGCCAAUAUUAUCUCUAUAAACACUUGUUUUUAUGGUAAAUUAACACAUUUCAACUCUACACUUGAGGAUCCACAAAUGUAUAUGCUUUUUUUCUAUAUUUAUAUUGUGUAAAGUAACACUGUUUGUCUAUUGGAGGACAGCCUAUGAUGCAUUUUUGUCGCCAAUUUUAAACUACCCAUCGGUAUAUAAACCCCAACUAGUCAGGUUGCAUGUUUUGAUUCCAUUUGAAAAAGCCUAUAUUGGUGAAACGCGUUAUGGAUGUUAUUUUGUAUUUUAUCUAAUAAAGGAUUUUGGUUACCACAAUAGCAUAUUGUGCCAUUAACUUUAUAUUUAACACCAUCAUAUCCUAUAAGUGGGAAUUGUACCACUGUACGCAAUAUACGCUAGAGCUAGCCAUAGCUCUUUUACAUGUGAGUGUAACAUCGCAACUUUGAAUAUACCCUGAUAUUGAGUUUUGACAUAUCAGGUUUUUGACAUAUCAGUUUGCCUUACCUAAGAGAUUUGACUUACCACAUCCCCCAAGUACCAAGAAUCCAUGCUUAUCCCUCUGCAUGGAAACACUGAACUUUCCUCAUAGAGAUGCAUUGAUUAAAUGCAUCUCUAUGAGGAGAUGCUGAUUUUCCAGCACUGUACUUGGCUUGUGCUGGCUCUGCCCCCGAUGGGCAUCCUUGACACUCUCAGCAUAACCUAUAUGAAAGCAUUGUGAUUGACUGAGAGAAUCACAUCUGAUGAUGUCAGCCAAGCAGGUAGAUCAAGUGCAGAGCCAGCAGCAGUAGACUGGAAUAAAGGUGAUAUUUUACUAUAUUUAAUAGGGCAAAGGAGGUGGCAGGAGGGCUAGAUGGUGUGUUUAACACAAUUGGGUCAGAAAUACAUGUCUGUAUUCCUGACCCUACAGUGUCCCUUUAACUUAUGACUGUAGAUUUUGCUACUUAGCACAUUAAAAGGAAAUUAGAUAUGGUUCAACCCAUAGGGUAUUCAUUAUAAGAUUAUUUAUAAAAAAUGAUUUCUUUCUACUGAAAUUGUCUCAAUUUAUUAAUCUCAUUUUCUAAUUUUGAAAGAAAGGUUGAUAAAACUUAAUUUCAGAUCAAGUCAAAAUUGUGGUCGGAAGAAGUAAAAGUAUAUAACAAAAAAACGAAAACUGACAGCUGAGACGACUGAUCCUAAUAGCUCUCUUGAUACUGACUUACUGCUAAAUAAUACUCUAUUAUAACUGACUUCACAAAUACAGCUGCCAAGGCAACGUCCAUAUUCACCAAGAACUUUAUACAAAUUCUUCUGGCAGAAUAGAGAUUUCAAGAAGGAAAAUAGUUAUUGUAGCCAUGUAUUACCCAAGUGGGGAGACAAAAUACCUAACAAAUAGAGCACGUCUCCCUGUUCAGGAAAGCACUAAAUCAGUCCAAUGUAAAUGUUUCAGUCCUAUAUAUGGACUUUUCUCCACAAAGAAGUCCAUAUAUAGGACUGUGACAUUGACGAUGGAUUGAUAUGUAAUAAAAAGCAUGUAUAUGAAUGUUUAACAAGUCCUGUGAGUGCCUCCAUGAGCUGCUUUGUGUGCUACUUGACCAGAUUGAACACUGUGGCAAUUAUUUCAUUUUCAGUGUGUGUGCGUGUGUGUGUGUGUAUAUAUAUAUAUAUAUAUAUAUAUAUAUAUAUAUAUAUAUAUACAAAAUAUUAUAUAAACAUGGAGUUGUUGUGUUCUCUAUAUUUCUCUGUAUGUUUUUUUUGACCAGGCAGUGUUCAGAAAAAGUGUCCUGGUAACCAUUCGGUUUAACUUGGAUGAUAAAUGCCAGGUUCCUUGCCACAUUAGACCCCAGAAAGUUUAUUAAAGUCUCUUUGACAAGCAAAUUACUACUUGUGACUAAUGAAAACUUCCUAAACAGUUAAUAUGCUGAAUGUGUGUUGAUCUGAGCUUUGCUGUGCACUUGUAUUACUAGUACUUACCAAAAAUUAUUUUAGAAUAAUCCUCCUCCCAAUUCUUUUUUAUAUUAGACACAUUAUUUGAAUCGAAUCAUCUACGUAACACAUUUUGGAAUGGUUUCAACUGUUUCAUAACGUGUUCAUCAAUUUGUUGAGAUUUAAAAAAAGAGAGAAUGGAAUUAAAUACCUGAGUAGGAGACAAAAGCUUAUGAGGAAUCUGUGAAUAGUAUAUCUUUAAAGAGAGGAGUGAACAUGUUCUUUGGGUCAUUGACAUAAUGCUUGUCACAUUUUAUAGAGUAGGAACAAGAUAAAGAAGAUCUCAUUACUCUUUAACUUUCGACUUUACCAAGUGUUUUAUUGAAACAUGAUUAAAACUUAAAUUCAUUGACAUGAAUUUAUCAUCAAUCUGUUAGAAAUUAGAUUUCCAGGCUUCAUUCUUUAGUUUUUGCCAGAUAUAUUCCCAAAGCUCUAAAACUUAAUUUGCAACUAUUUAAUUUGUUGGUGCUUAGCCACAACUAACCAUAUUUCAAAAACAUAUGGUCUUUGAUGGAUAAUAGGAAUAUAGACAAGAUUUCAGAGCCCUCCAAGCAUCCAAAGAUAUUUAUUACAUAGUUAUUAAACAUGGCAGUACAACACUAUUAAUCGUUCAACCCUAUUGUUGGCCUACAAUGUUGACUUCAGAUCCUAUGUAUGCUGUAUUCUAUAAUUUGAUUUACAUUUUAAGAAGCCAAAAUAUGAGUUCAAUUCUACAUAUAUGCGGUUUCAUUUUUUAUCAAUAUCAGUUGAAGAAAAAUGUCUGGACUUAAUUUAUUUUAAUAUGGUUACUGCAAAGUAUGCAUACCUUGAGACAAAGGAUAUAUUUCCAAUCAUAAUCAUUUCUAGGAAUUCCUUUUUUCCUAAAUCUCUCAUUUUAGUUUGGAAUCAUUCCACAUCUUGUAAGGGCUGGUUAACUUGAACUGGUUUAAUAUGCUAUUAUUUUUAUAGGGGGUGUUGUUUUAUCAAAUUAUUAUAUGUUGCUCAUCCUUAGAGGAUUAUAUAUAUAUAUAUUUUUAAUUAUUUGUUAUUAAAUUAUUAUUAAAAACAACUCAUAGAAAUUCAGAUUAAACAUUUUUUUAGAAUAUUUACAGAAUAUUUACAACAAUUCCUCCAAAAUUUGUAUAGCUACCUAUAAAAUGAUUUUAAUGAGCUCAGAAUUGAAGAUCAUUCAAAUCCAUUUACUAUAGCAUCUAAUGUUCAAAUGGUGCCAACUAGAUUUCAAAAUGUUCAGGAAUUAUAUCCCAAUACAUUUCUCAAUGAGUCUUAAGUUGUAAAAACAUUUUGGGAUGUGUUUCUUCUUGAUCAGCUAGGUAGCAAAGGGUUAACAAAAUAACUAAAUAAAUUUAUUUUUAUUUUUUUUGAAAGUGGGGUCCUUUACAUUCCCCGUUUACUAGGAGGGGCAAAAUGAUAUAGUUUCUCCUAUUCUAUCAUAUUUUGAGCAAUAGGAUAUGUUUUAUUGACGUGAACGGUUUAGUCUGUGAAUGUGUUGGUUUUUUUUUGUUUUUUUUCUGGCUACUGUUUUCGUUUGAUCAAUUAGUAUUAAUAGUAAAUUCUUCUUUGCAUAGAACUAAAUUUAUUACUGUAAAAACCUCUCCUACAAAAAGCAUGAAAGGUUUACUUUAGAGGAUUAUACCUAUUAUACCUGAUUUGUAUACAUAAACUUUGCAUGUUUUAUGUUAGAUAGAGAAACCUCAUCAUUGUGGGACAACCACUGAAUGCCAAUUGCUAUAGGGCUGGAUUUGGGCUUGAAGUUGUCCUAAUAUUUUAAAUACGCUUUGAUUUCAUAAAAAAUGACACACUAGGAAAUAAUCCCAUCAGUAUACGCAAUACGAACUAGCUCGAGUGGUCUUUUUCAGGAAAUAGUAUGCCCUGAUGUGGUGUGUAAUGUUUUUUACUGUGACCCAAAGAUGAAAUCAGUUCUUUGGGCCACAAUAGUAAUUUGUAAAAAUUUGUAACUGAGUUUAUGAAAAUUGCAAGUCUAAAUUCUGAAAUAAGCAGGCCACUCAUAACUUUCCAUAAAACAGAUUAACUAUAAGCUGAACUAUUAUUGUUCUCAGGGGAUGUACUGGAAAACAAAUGAGAUGUUUAUCAAAUUUAAUGGCACAUACAGAUGUGUAAAUGACAAAAAGCAUUAAAUAAUCAAACAAUAGGCAAAUAAAUAUUGAUAAAAUGAGUACCUAAAAAUGAUCUUAAUACCCAUAGGAAAAUACCCUGAGGUACCUAGUUUCUAUAAUUGUAUACGUCUAUGUAGAGUUUUUGGAUUUAGUGAUUAAUAUCACAUUUUGUUCCAACAUACCAAAUUUUGCAAUCUUUCAGGUUAAAAACAGUACUUAAUUCCUGGUAUUAUUUAACCUGUAACCGCUAAAUAAAGUAAUUGGAGUACUAGAACUAUGGAGCAUUUACAAAAUAAGUGAAUUUGUAGUGAGGUAUUUUGUAUAUGCAUUACAAAAGAUAUUGUCUUAUAUUUAUGGUGGCAUUGUUUAAUUGUUUUUUUGGACAGGACUGUCAUGUAUGAAUGCUGCCCUGGCUACAUGAAAAUGAAUGGCCAACAGGGAUGUCCUGCAGGUAUGAAUAAACAUUUGCAAUCCUCAAUCAAAUAAGUAAAGACAUGUAAAUGUUUGCUUACAUUAAAAUACGUGGAAGAACAUCCAGAAAGAGUUAUCUUGUUUGUCUGGCUGAUUUCAACAAGAUUAUGUUUGUUAUAUAAAUAUUUAUAAAUGUAUGUAUAAAUUCUAGAUAUAAGGGAAACAUUUCUAUUUUAUCACAAAACAAGCCAAAGGGUGAUGAAAUGGCUACAUGAAAUAUGCCCCUUAGGUAUACCCUGAACUGUCUAAUGUCUACAAACACAUACUUUUUUGGAGUUGUUUAGGGCCCACACACUGCAACUUAUGGAAUAUAUGUAUAUUUCAUUGUUUUAUAUAUAUUUGGAGCUCUCGUUUGAAUGUCAGUUGGACUCUGUUUUGAAUGUCGAUUUACACUGACUGGAAAUAACCAAAAUAAUGCAAUACUGUUUGAGGCAACAAUUCAGUUUUUCAAUGACGCCAACUCAGUUGUAGAGUCACCUUUUGCAACCAUCUCCCUUCUCAUUGGAAAUUUUAAUCAGCUAUAACUAGCAAAAUAGCAGUUUCAUGAAAAUAAGCCAGUCAAAGACAUCUUUAAAAAAGAAAGCACAAAAUGGUUUAAAGAAAAUCUUAAUCCAUUGGAUGUGUAAGGACUUGUCUGUGUCCAAAAUUCAAAAGGAUUGUCCUCUAGUUGGUGCAAAUUAGUAGCUGGAAUAAUGGAUUCCUUAUUUUCUUGAUCUUCCAUUGAGUACUUUCUUUUUCAAAGAUGUCCUUUGUAGACUGAUUUUCACUAUAUGAUUAUGAGGAGUAGACUUUUACAUUAGCAAGACGUAGAUGGGGUAGGUAAGAUUUUCUAUUUCAUUUAAAGGUUGAAUGUCUAGGUUACAUAUUCACACUAUAGCAAAAAAGUCAAGUUUCCACUAACAGUAUAAAAAUUGGAUAUUUAAGCAAACAUGAGUUAACAAGCUCAGUGGUCUAUGCCUAGGAUUUAAGGUUGCACAAUCUUGAUGUUCCAUUAAUUGAGCAACCAUGAGAAGAAAAAACUUGGUUGCACUAUUAAUUAAGAAAUUAUGAAAUCCAAGAGACUGCCUGCCUCCACAUCUCAUAAUCUGUGUGUGAAUGUGUGGGAAGUGGGAAGUAGCAUGAACAACUGUUCCCAGGAACUCUUAUGAAUCAGGGGUAGUUAAGUCCAGUGUAUGGUCAAAUAUUUCUCAAACAAUACAUAUUUAAGUGAAUUGCUAAAUAAUGAUCCCCAAUAUAAAAUAAAUAAAAAAAUUGUCUAUUUUCAAAUAAUUAUCUUUCUAUAUUUUCAGUUGCUCCAAUCGACAAUGUGUAUGGCACCCUUGGUAUUGUUGGUGCUUUAGCUACACAGGAUUACUCUGACAGAUCUGAUCUGAGAAAGGAAAUAGAAGGAGUUGGAUCUUUCACUUUCUUUGCACCGAGCAAUGAUGCUUGGGACCUGUUAGACGCUGUAAGUAUAGUAAUUUAUUUUUCACCUUCCAAUAGAUAUUAUGGUUAGAAACAGAGAUCUCAUCAUUGAUUUCAAUAUAUGUAAAGUAUUUUGAUUGCCUUAGUGGACUAUAAUCAUACAAAUACAUUUCUGUUAAUAUUUGUAAAUAGUUUUAUUUUUUUAGGCAUCAUAGAAAGACUAAACAGUCUAGAAACUAUUUUGAUAUAUUAGAUUUAUUUAUUAUUUUAGUUAAUAUUUAAUAUUUAUUUUAUUCAAGGCUUUAUUUUUUAGUUAAUGCAUUAUUUAGUAAAGAAUAAUAUCCUAGUACAAUCAAAUUCUACAAGGUUUGCUUUCCAGAUUUUAAUAACAUGAAUCAGAAAUAAUACCUUAUACCUUUAAUACAAAUCUGCAAUGAAAAUAAAGUAUAUUGCAGAUGCAAAGCGCAUAAUGGUAGACCAUGAAUUUAAGGUAACAUGAGCUUGGGUUUGAUUUAGGUAGCUUGGUCGAGUCAAAAGUGGCAAUUAACUAAAAGGUCUAUCAAGUAAAGUCUAACUUUCAAUCAUCGUUGAGGGAAAAUCAGUUGAAAUUGAACAUCAAUAAGGUGAAAGCUUUACUUGCUUUUGAGAGUUUUCUUUAUUCCAUCCAAAGAUAUUGAAAACUAGACAUGUGCAAUUUGUUAAGUUCCGAAUGUACAUUCGGACUAAUUUCGUGCAAUUUGGACAUUCGCAUGCUUGCAAACGUCCGAAGUGCCAAAGUGCCGAAGUUCUGAAGUGACGAAUUUCAGUAGUGCUGAACUGAACCUAAUAACAUUGGUCCGAACUGCCGAAGUUCUGAAGUGCUUCGGAUUUCUGAAAAGUGGCAAAACAGAAGACAGGGAGGGAAAAUUCCAUGAAUGAUGACAGGAAUCUUGAUCAAGAUGCGGUUGUGUGGCAGUCCGGGCACUGGGAGCCCUAUAGAUGUGUAAGUGGUUGUGGUGGCAGUCCGGGCACUGGGAGCCCUAUAGAUGUGUAAGUGAUUGUGGUGGCAAUCUUGGCCCUGGGAGCCCUACAGAUGUGUAAGUGGUUGUGGUGCCAGUCUGGGCACUGGGAGCCCUACAGAUGUGUAGGCGGUUGUGGUGGCAGACUUGGCACUUUGGGGCCCUACAGAUCUGUAAGUAGUUGUGGUGGCAUUCCAUUCACUGGGAGCCCUGUAAAUGUGUAAGUGGUUGUGAUGGCAGUCCUGGCACUGGGAGCCCUAUAGAUGUGUAUGUGGUUGUGGUGGCAAUCCUGUCUCUGGGAGCCCUACAGAUGUGUAAGUGGUUGUAGUGGCAGUCCUGGCACUGGGAAUCCUAUAGAUGUGUAAGUGGUUGUGGUGGCUCCCAUGGCUCCCAGUGCCAGGACUGCCACCACAAUCACUUACUAGACAUGUGCAAUUAGUUUCAUGCAAUUUGUACAGAUGCUUACGAAUUUUCAAAGUGCCAACGUUCUGAAUUACCGACGUUCCGAAUUGCCGACGUUCCGAAUUGCCGAAGUUCGGAAUUGCCAACGUUCGGAAUUGCCGAAGUUUGGUAGUUUGGAAGGGCCGAAGUUUGGUAGUUCGGAAGUGCCGAACCGAAUGCCAUUAGUCUUAAUAGCCGAAGCAGACAAAUUUUUUUACUUACACGAUUUUCCGAACCAAACCAAUUUUUUUUGCAUAUGCACAUCCAAACUGCAAACAGGAUAGAACCACUGUAAAGAAAAAAACAUGUUCUUAGGCUAACUCAAUGCAUUUAUGCCUUACAUUUGUAAUUUUGUUCUUUUCUAGGAAAUUCGAUCUUCAUUGCUGAGCAAUGUGAACAUUGAAUUGCUUAAUGCUCUUCAUUAUCAUAUGAUUAAUAAGCGAUUGCUGACAAAAGAUCUGAAAAAUGGCUUUACAUUUGAAUCCAUGCUUAAUAAUGAAAAAUUGUUAAUAAACCAUUAUCCUAAUGGGGUGAGUCAGCUUUUACCUAUUUUACAUACAUUAAAUGUUAGCUCAUAAAAUGAUGUAAAAACUAUAAAUCAUAUGAACGGAAAUCAAUGUAGUGAAUGUCUAAAAUUAAAUAUUUGUAAUUCUUUAGAAAUGUUGAAUGAAAAUGUACUUUUUGAAGUUUUAAGCAAUUACAAAUGUAGUUACACUUUAUUGUUCUACCUUUUAAAAAAAAUAAAAUAAUAAUAUAUUAUCAUUGAACCUAUCAUCAUUACUUCUGCCCUCUUUUUGUGUUCUGAUAACCUGGGUUCAAAGAGGGAAAAGUUGAAGUAUAUGUAAAGCACUAGCGACAAGCAGAUGAUAAUGGUAUUUUUUAUUACCCACUUCCUGUUUUGAACAAACCAAAGCAUUCUGAGUUAAAAGUCACCAGAACAACCAGAGCUUAUUGUAUAUGUUAUGGUGAUUAUAAUAAUUCCCUUCAGGCUCUUUACAGUGAACCCUGUCUUUUCAGAGGGAAGGCAGUGUUUACAUUACAGCCAAGGGAUUCCUUAUAUAGCUGCUAGAGGUGCUUCCUGGGGUAGUGCUGCACUACCAUUCAGUGUCUCUACCCUCUGCAUGGAGACACUGAACUUUCCUCAUAGAGAUGCAUUGAUUCAAUGCAGCUGUAUGAUGAGAUGUUGAAUGGUCAGGGCUGUGUUUGGCUUGUGUAACCUCUGCCCCUGGUUUGCCUCCUUGACAGUCUUAGCCAAUUCACUGCUUUACUAUGGGAAAGCAUUGUGAUUGGCUUUGAUCAACUCUUCUGAUGAUGUCAGCCAAGCAGGCAGAUCAGAGGCAGAGCAAGCAGCAACAGACUGGAAUAACGUUACAAUUUGUACUAUAUUUAGGGGGCAAGGAGGUGAGUGGGCUAGAUUGCAUUUUUAACACGAUAUGGUCAGGAAUACAUGUUUGUGUUCCUGACCCUAUAGUGUUCCUUUAAGCAAUAGCAGACUGUGAAACUGAACUAUAUUUUGUGAAUGACUCUUUGGUUUUGUUGGAAUAAUUAACACUCUGAAAUGUAUUAAAACAGAUUGUCACAGUUAACUGUGCAAGAAUCAUCCAUGGUAACCAGAUUGCCACCAAUGGUGUUGUCCAUGUUAUUGACCGUGUUGUUACAGCUGUUGGAAAUACAAUUCAAGAUUUUGUUGAUGCCGAAGAUGAUCUCUCUUCUCUCAGGGUAAGUUUGUCCAUGAAAAGAGUUGUAAAUCUCUCCUAAAUCUCUCAAAAGGCAUUUGGUAGAAGUAAGAAAAUAAAAAUAAAUUAUUUAAAGUCUUAAUGUAAUGCACAUGCUCCCACCCUUUAGUCAUAGUAACAAUACCCUGCCUUAUAUCCUCUAUACUUUUAUUUAAUGUCAGUUUCACUUCAUACUUCGAAAUAUGAUGAUUUAAAAAUUAAAGUUGAAGUUGACAACAUUUAUAUUACAUUUCUUCUAUUUUAGGCAGCUAGUAUUGCUUCAAACAUAUUUGACAAACUGGGCGAACCUGGACAUUAUACUCUUUUUGCCCCAACUAAUGAGGCUUUUGAAAAACUUCCACGUGGUGUUCUGGAAAGAAUUAUGUCUGAUAAAAAAGCAGCUGAAGGUAAUUAUCAAUCCCUGCAAAGCAUUUUUUUUAAAGGUAUAAUUUUAGCAUAAUUUAAAAUAAUUCCAUCUUCAAGAAAUGUGUGUUCUUUUUUUUUAAUCAUUUAACUAAUACUGCCUACUGCUUUUAUUAGGGUUACCGUGAAUAGUUAAAAAAAAAAACUGGAGGAAAAAAAUGGGAACCUUUUUAGAAGGAUUAUCUAGAAGCAUAAGAAGGAUUUGAAAAAUCUUAAACAAAAAUGCAAGUGUAUAAGGACCACACUAGUGUAAGGACUCAGUAUUCAUAUGGAGCAGGGGCAAAUCAUCUCACAUUCCAUCUUUGAAUAAAUGCAAUGCGUUUGUGCACUUCUCAUUUUUUUUUAUUUUAGAAAACACAUGGACAGUCAGUUAAAUUAAAGCAAAUAAAGAAAUAUAAAAUUCAGUAAAAAUUGUUCUCUUUUUUUGUUUCACAAUUUAUGUUUUGCUUUUAAUCCCCAUCAGCUUGCUUUCACUUUCCUAAUGAAUUAUCAAAAUGAAUAGCAAGAAUCUUUUAUAAGGAGAGGGGGAUUAUAAUUUCAAAGGUCUCGUAUGUUGGCUAACUAAUGUUUAAACUGGUCAAUGUAUUGAAUUGGGAGGAAAGAUGUUAGAAUGAGUGACAGACAACUCAUUGAAGUCUCAAAGCUAUAGUGCUUGGUAUACUCCUUUUUCAAAAUAGAUUUGUGCAGUCUAUAAAGCAAUUCUCAUAACUUCAUUAGUACGAAGUAAAUUGAGCCACCUCUUUCUAAAAAUUUUCACCAACUGACCAUUGCUGUUUAAAAAACAUCCAAUGUACUGGUUGCUGGUUUCAUGACAAUUUUUUUCUUGUUUUUUAGCUCUCGUCAAGUACCAUAUCCUGGACACUGUUCAGUGUUCUGAAGCCAUAAUGGGAGGUUCCGUUUUAGAUAACUUGGAAGGAAGCAGUCUUCAAGUAGGAUGUGAUGGUGACAGUUUAACAGUGAAUGGUAAAAAGAUUGUGAAUAGGAAAGAUAUUGUCACAACCAAUGGUGUCAUUCACUUGAUUGAUGAUGUCCUCAUUCCUGAUUCUGGUAAGUAUUUAAGUAUUUAAGUAUUAAUAUGAUUCUCUGUGCAGUAGAAUUAUCAGUCAUUUAAUGUGUCUUCACUAAAUAGAGUUGGCAUUAUUUAGUAGUCUGUAGUGUUAUUCUAUAAUAAUUCUGUGGUUCUGAAAUUCAAAACUGAAAUGGAGAAUAUUGUAUUUUUAUACUUUUGCGUAAAAUCUACUGCACAACUAAUAUUUAUUCUGUUUUUGAGAGAAAAAAUCAAAAUGCCAUGAGUAAUGAGCAAUAAACAAUAAAACCGAAGAUGCCACUGUUUAAAUUAUAACAAACUCUACUUUUAAUAAUUAUAACCAAUUAUUUACACAGAAACAUAUAACAGUAUAUAAAGUAAUUUAGUAUGUAACCUUAAAACCAGGAGACUAUCAAGGUUACCAUUAUUGCUUUUUGUUUGUUAUUACAAAGUGACUGUGGUUAUCUGAUGGAAAAUUAUUUUAUACAAUGUUAUUUCUAGAUAUUCUAUAGAAUCUGAGUUACAGAUUUCAUAUAAUUUUUUUUGUAACCACUAUCCAGGUAGCAAUGGUAAUUCUGCUCUGAACCUCUUGAGAUGAGCUAAGAAAAUAUUGAUACCAUAUAAUUUCUUAACAGUAAUGCAAAAUAAAAUAUAUAUUUUUUCGUUUAGCCAAACAAGUCCUUGAGCUUGCCGGAAGCCAGCAGACCACUUUCACCGAUCUCAUGGCUCAGAUGGGUCUGGCAGCUGCAAUGAGACCAGAUGCAGAAUAUACACUUCUUGCUCCUUUAAACGAUGCUUUCUCUGGUAUGUAUAUUUUUACAGUGAGACUCAAUAUCUAUUACACAAUAAUUUUACUGGAGUUAUAAUAACAAAUGGAACAGCCUAUUAGAUACACACAUACAUUCUACAUUCUGCUUACAGUAUUCACAAGCUGCUUUGGUCCUGGAGUAUAGUUUUAUUAUACUCACCUAGUACAACCCUUGUGGUCUAUUAACACAGAACUAACUUUUCAAUGAACCUUUGAAGUUAUGAUGAUUGAAAAUAAUAAUUUCACAUUGGAGAUGUUUUAUUUUAGUCAACUUUCCUUAUGCAUUUUCAAGUUGGUUUUAAAAUAUGUACAGUUAAAAAUGAGGUGGAUAAACAACUAUAUUUUUCCCUAAGUGUAUCUAAAUAAUAUAAUUUACCAAUAUGUGUUUCAAAGAUAAAAAUGCUAAAAUGGUAGCUAUAAAGCUGUGAGAUAGAAUAGAAAUUGUAUAGAAAAUAUAAUUUCACUUAGUGUCAUUUUUGUCUUGUACUAACACUAAACUAGGGCAGAACAAAGAACAUAGGAUAAGCUGAAUGAAAGUAUAUAAACUAUUGAAAUAUCACAAUAGAUAUAGACCACUGCUAACAGUAGGCCCUUACAUUAUGAGUCCUAAGUGGGUACAUCAGUGCUGACAAUCAGCUUUAUUACUAUCAAAAUAAGGGUGAAAUGAUGGCAGCUUUUAUCAGGUAAUCCUAAUCAUUAGGAGAUCACAGAAAUUUCUGCUCAUUCAUUACUUAGACUGUGUCCUGUGCAUAGACUGUAACUGUAUAAAUCAAAAGACCACCCAAGUGCAGCGAUAUAAUAGGGAUAAAGAUUAAUUACUUCCCUCUGAAUCUAGGCUGUAACAAAGGAUUCCUCAAAUCUUCACAAACAAAUAUUCAAAACAAGAUACACCUAGAAAAAAACAAAAGCAGAGAACAUUCAUAGGGAAACAAUGUUUAGUAGAAAUGUCCCUGCUGUAAAUAUUGCACUCACAGAAUAAAAGAGUAAUUCAGGCCCAUCAAGGUUUCUUUAGAUCUUGCAAUAAAAUUCCUCAAAGGUACAUGCAAAAGAAGAAGAACUGGACAUAGUGUGAAAUCUUAAUAUUAUGAAAAACACAUUUUAAUUGAAACACUUACAAAAAGUGGAAAAUAAGAAUGCCCAUCAAAGGUCUGUAUCCCUCUCUCCAAGGUGGUUAGAUGGAAAAAACAGGUAACAGAAAUUGCAGGCAAAAAUCAACAGAAAUUUCUGCUCAUUCAUUACUUAGACUGUUACCUGUGCAUAGACUGCAACUGCAGUUGUCAUUCCUAUUUUGGGGGGGAUGUCCUGGAGGGCUUGAUCCAUCAUUUUUUUGAUGGGUUACAUAUGUAAUGUAUUAAAAAUGUAUUUGAAAAGAGUACAUUUAAAAUCAAAAUCUAAAAGGAUAUUCACAUUUAAAAUUAUUUGCAGCUUGCGCAAUGAGCAGUCAUCAAAAUUUCUUCUUUCAUAAACUGUGCAUCAUGAACAUAACAAACGUUCACAGAAGUUGUUGUUCCAUUCUUAGUUUUAUUCUGUAGAAAGCUUAUUGCUGAACAAGAGUUCCCAGAAAUCUGAGCUAUCAUGUACAGCAGUACUUAGGAGCAAAAUUAGAAACACUGCAGGUUGGAUGGGUGAGGGGAAAAGGUUGUGGUUAUUGAGGAAAAGUAAUUAUUAUAAAAAAAUAAAAAAGUAAUAAAAAAUCUGAUAAACCUUUAAAUAGUCUAUAUAUUGAAGUAUUUAUGGAGAUUUAAAACAUUUCUGUCCAGUAUACUACAUUUUAGCCAAGUUAACCAACAAACUGACAUACAUUUCAGCAGCUGUUUUUCAUUUUUUUACUGGAACUUUUAUAUUUUAGUCAAUAAACAUCCAAAUGCUGUUGCUUAUUUGGUUUUCCAGUUCCCUUCCUCGGAAAUAAACACAUAUUGUUAUCCUAUUAAACCAUCUAUUCAAACACAAACUUCUUAACCAGAAAAACGACAGAUAAAAACAUUGUGUUAAUACAUUUUUCUUAUAUGUUUGCAGAUGAAACCUUAAAAAUGGAUCAGCGAGUAUUAAAAACGGUUUUGCAGAAUCACGUUCUCAAAUCAAAAUUCAUUCUUAGUGAACUUUACAAUGGACAGACAUUGGAGACACUGGGUGGAAAGCAACUAAGAGUGUUUGUUUACCGUACCGUAAGUAAAUACUAAAUAGUUGAUAUAAUUAAAAAAAAUUCUUAUUAUUCAGCUUAAAUUACCUUGGUCUACAGUAACACAACAUACUCUAAAUAAAACAACUGACCAUGUAACUUAAUAGAAAUCUAAGUUAUAUAAAUUUAAAAAUAUAUGGUAGCAUUAUAGUUGGAAUACUUUUUAGUGUCAGAUUGUAAUGAAGUAGUUGUAGGUCAUGUACAGAUGUAGUGUUAAAUGGUGACUUGAUAAUGAAACACCUUUAGUAAAUAUUAUUGCAGAGGUAUUUCUGAACAUGUGUAUGCAUCUAUUUAGUGCUAACAUUAAACAAAAAAAAAUAUUUUUGAAUGAAACGCAAUUACCGUUUUUACUUUCAUCUAAUGUGCACCAUUUUUAAAAAAAAUAAAAUUUUAAAAUUUUUAAUGCACAAUAGAUUCAAUGGCGCAUUACAUUCGGGCAAAAUUAGAAAUUGUCUGGCCAAUUCACAAAGGCGAAUUAAAACUGGUGAAUUUAAACAGGUGAGUUCACACAGGCGAAUUCCAUUCCGGCAAAUUCACUCGAGCAAAUUUCAACCCUUAAAGUGGGCUUAAGAAAUAACAUGUAACACGAAAAUUGAAAUACCGUCAAUGUUACUAUGGUAUAUGACAAUAAACAUUUUCAUUGUAGCACAAGGUUUUAUAGUAGUAUAUUCUUAUAUAAACGGGGAAUACAUUUGCCAGCAAAAAACAUUUUUCAGCUUUUAGGUUUAAAAAAUCGAGGGGUGCAUUAGAUUUAAUGGAGCAUUAGAUUUGAGUAAUUAUGGUAUUUAUUACUUCUACAUUUUUGAUGAUACAUACUCCUCUCAUUCAAGGCUGUGUGCAUUGAAAAUUCAUGCAUGCUUCGAGGAAGCAAAGAAGGAAGGAAUGGAGCAAUUCACACAUUUAGAAAGAUCAUUCGUCCAGCAGAGCAGUCCAUGUAUGAUAUUUUAAGCCAAGACAGACGCUACAGGUAAACCAGAUUUUUUUUUUUUAUUGAGGUUUUUGAGCUAAUUAUUUACAAUCGUUUAGACCAAACUUAAAUUGUUUGAUUUGUAAUCAGAAAGGAUUACGAUCUGUUAGAAAAAAAUGUUUCACAUGAUUUACCUACACAAAUUCCCAUAGACCUUUGUGGAUAAAUCAUUUGAAACAUUGUCAUCAGUUCCAAUACUGUCAAACAAAUUAAAUCGAGGCAUGCGAGGGGAAUAUAACUGAAGCCUUGAUUUAAUUAUUUUAGAUAAGGUUUUUAAAUGAAUUGAAUCUUGAAGAGUAUAGGAAUCCGGUGUAGUGCCUGGGAAAGGGGUGAGGUGUGGGAGAAGUGGUCAGUUAGCAAGAUGAGCCUGUCGGCAGCAUUCAUUAAUGACUGAAGAGGGGUAAUGCAGGUAUUUUAAAUGAGUAGUGAGUUGCAAUAGUCAAGUCAGGAAAUCAUGAGGGCUUGAACAAGUGCUUUAGAUGUAUUUUGAGUGUGAUAAUUGCUCUAAAUAAGUUAUGUUGGUUGAAAAUGUUUAGUUCCUUUUUACUUUUCCUUAAUUCCUGUUAAUAAAAAAAAAAAUAGAAAAAAAUGGGGUCAUGCACCACUAGCAUUGAAGUACACACCGUGGUACUACCACAUUUUAUUCAAAGGACAGUGUACAAAACACAAACGUUUCGGGCAGUAGCCCAUUAUUAAUAGUAAUGUCCUGUUAAUACAAGUUUGAAAUGUUCUUAAGUGCUGCUAUUUUAGCCAAAAUUUACAAGUGUACUGGAAGUUAACCACAAAUUAUUCUGUUAUUUAAUAAAAUGAGAAUUCAAAGUGAAUUUCAAAUGAAUGGGCAAAAUAGCUGUGGAUAACCCUGAUUUUGUCGUGAAUAAGGCCUGUUAUAUUAAUACCAAAAUAACUAUACUUUUUGUUCCUGAUGAGUCGAUAAAAUGUAUUUAUUUUCUGUCUGUUAUCCAUUAUAAUUUCUAUAAUUCUAAGAGUAAAUAUAUAUUUAAGGAACCGCCAAAUCUGCUCUGUAGAUUGAAUAUUUACCCGGGAAUUCAUGUAUUAUCAUUAGAAUAUACUGUGGAUUACUAGUUAUUGAAUAAUUUGAAGCUUAAAUAAAAAUAAUUCUGAAUCAAACCACUUGUAAUAGACCUGAGGUUUACCAUAGGUAAUCAACAAAAUAUAUAUCAUAAUGGCACAUGAAACAUGAGAAUUGUAGAGGAAAACAUUUCUUUUAUAUUAAUCCAAAAAUAUAUAUAUAUAUAUAUAAUUUUUUUAAUGAAAUCUUCAGCUGGAAAUAAAACAUGUAAUUUUAAUCUCUUGAUCACACAAGUUUAAUCUUCUUUUCCUAUAACUCAGCUUUAUCUGACACCAUAUGAAACACAUGCUGAUUAAACCACUUGUUGGCCUUGUGGCUUAAAUGUUCACUUAUCGUUGUGGUUUUUCAGAUGCCUUUGGUAAAAGGCAUUAUUUUGUGGCUCAGAAUAUGAAAUGGUGUGUAAUGCGAUAGUGGUUGCUGUGAGAUGCACAAAAUUACAGUGGUUUUAUAGUACUAAAUGAUGGACUCAGUUGGAGUAAUUACAUUGAGCUAAGCUAACAGUUAAUAUGGGAUACAUUUAUAAAAUCAGACGAAAUUUUGAAUUGCAUGACCUGUGUUAUUUUUCUAACACAGUGAAUUCCUGCAGCUCAGAUAAAUCUAUGCACAUUAGACAAUUUCAAUUGAAAAUAUAUAACUAAAUUGGCAUUUAAGCCAUCACGUUUUUAUUUUUUUCAGUUUUAUUUUUUAUGUAACCUAUGUAUGCCCAUCCCAAAUAUAUUUGCUUCUCUUACUUCUUCCUUGAACACUGUUCACUUAAUUGUUUAUGUCAUUCACAAGAUUGUGCUACUGAACAAGCAUUCAGACUUAUUGGAGUAUUAGUUACAAACUGUACUAUAGUUGUUGGUAGAGGUGGGGGUGGGUGCUUUGGAGGCUAUAUCCCUAGAUAUGAGAUUCUUUAGCUUCUGAUCUCCAUAGUUUGAAUUUUUAAUUUUACAUCAGACAGGAGCUUCUCACAGCAGCCACCAAUUAUAAAUAAAACAAAUCAGUUGUAUUAUGACUCUGUCAGGCUCUCCACCGGGGAGGUGAUCCCUCAUGAAUGUAGUUGCUCUAGAAAUAGAACUUCAUGUGGUCUUACAAUCAUCUCUGACCCACAACCCCACUAUCUUGUCAUCCAUUUUAAUUCAGACAUUUAUCUCAAGACCAAUAUUCAAGUCUUUUUCAUCUUUAUAGCACAUCGUCCCACAGUCAAUCAUUCAAUAAUUUAUCUUUUGAAGUACUAUAGAAGUCUAAUUAAAAUUAUAGUACCUACCUAGCACCUACAAAGCUCUCCAUAAUUGUGCUCAAAGCUAUGAAUUUUUACAAUUUGGCAAGAACACACUAUCUUGGGCCUCCCAAUCUGCUUACAACUUGCGUUUGCCUUCUGUUAUAGAGACUUUACUAAGACUUCCUGUAGCGGAGUGCUAGUCCUAGCAGCGACUCUCCUCCGCUGGUUACUCCAACAUACACUCAGGAACAAGUAGAAUACUCCAAGGGAACAGCCAAACACAGUAAAAUAAUCCAGGAAUCUCCCACCACCUCCCCAGCAACUGGACAAAACUCAGCUCUGGAGUUAUAACUGGUUUUAAUGGAGCCACACAUGGCCUUUUUGAGAGUCCCCAUGGCAGGGGUCUCCAACUACAUAUUCCAGGGGCAUUCCCCACUGGACCUGAAAGUAGACUAAGACAAAGUACACAACAUAAUUACAUUAACUCUCAGGUUACAAUAUUAAUCACCCCAAAAUAUACAUUUCCACACAAGGUACCCCCUUAAGUCCUAUAUCCCCGGAUAGCCUGGAUCUAAACACCCAACAUACCCGGAAAGCGCUCAGAUCCCACGAACGCAGCCGAAUCGCCACCAGGGUAUAGUUUAGACCGACCACACACGAGGUGUCUGCCCAAAAAGGUUCCAUGAAAUUAGGCUAUGCAGUCAGUCUCUUUCAGGAGUAUAAACUAAAUGAAAAACCAAUACAAAACUGUUCGUGUGUACAUUCAUUAUGUGUAUCUUGUUCGGGAGUUUUCUCCUCCCGAACGCCACUCUGUUCGCCUGAAUCCACAUGAAUAUAACGGAAGGUGUAAGUCCCAGUGGUGUUCAUGCCAUCAAGUGUCCGAUUUUAGUUCCAUACACUCGACGACCAAAAACCGUUGUCCCUGUUCGUAUCUUAAGAUGGCCGCCGCCACGUGUUCACACAUACGAACGGUGGCCACCCAGCAGACUGCUUGGAACGUUCAUGUAAUUGCAGUUUGUGAAGGUGUGAACAGGGUUUAUUGAGGUUAAGAAGCAGCACACUCCACAUAUGGGUGGCCUGCCAUUCGGUACUUUGUUCGGUUGUCAAACAAGUCAGUGGUAGUAGGUCAGGAGAAUGGUAUUUACCGAACGUCCAGGCGAACAGGGGAAAAACACGAUAAUCCAAUAAUGGGGGAUCUGUCCCACACAGGGACUACAAGCACAAAACAUAGGAGACAACCGAGGGAAAAAGACACGGACAGCCCAUAGCAGGAAUAAGGGUACUGUCCCAAAGCCCAUUCCACUGCACUUCCCUUUUACUAUGAGGCUAUAUAUAAAAUAAUGGAUAUUGAGACACACAAACCACUAAUCCUUGUCAAGUGAAUAUUUGAUUAACCUACUGCAUAUGUAUGUAAACACUUGUGCUCUCGAGUUCAGCAUGCCACUAAACGUUAAAUAAUAAAUAUGCCUUUUCUUUUUGAAUCCAAUAGUAUUUUCCUAAGUCUUAUUGAAUAUGCUGACUUGAAAGAUCUUCUAAUGCAAGGUGGAGCUUGGACCCUAUUUGCUCCAACCAACGACGCAUUUGAAGGACUUAGCAGAGAAGACAUUGAAAUCUUAAAGAGUGAGUAAAACUGUUACUUUUUGUUAUAUAGUUUUGAUUAUCAAAAAAUAUAGGCAGCAUCUUCUCUUCACAUGUAACGGGGAAAUAUUUUCAAGUAUUUGAAAAUUUGAAAAAAUCGGAGUUCAAGGAUAUUUAUUUCUCAUUUAUUUCACAGGUACUAGAAUUCUCCAAAUUAUAUAGUUGAUCUACAGUAAUGAUUAUAUGUAGGGAUUUAGUGCAUGAACUUUGCCCUUUAGGAUUACAGUAUUACAGAAUAUUAUAGAGGUGAUCUUGACUCUCACAUUAACCAAUGAAGUCAAUCGAAGAGGCAAAGACUUCCAAUAUGAUUUACUGUUUGAUGAAGGUCUAAGAUCAGAUAGGCAUUCAUUUAAUUUAAUGACACAGCUUAAAUUUAGCAAGGCAAAUUGGAACAACACCAUAGCGGAUUUAAAUAUUUUGAUUGUACACUAAAUUUUGCAAAUGUAGCAUUUUACUGAAAACUGCUUCAUUUUUGCCCUGAUAAAUAUUUAAACAAGAAAUUAACAAAACGUACAAAUUAUAUUAACUGUAUCCCAGUAGAACAUAAAAAAUGAAGACAGUAAAAACUGUGAUUGUACAAAACUUGUCAAUUGUCAAUUGUAAAGGCUCCCAAGAUAUUUCUUUUUUGGGUGGGGGGGUUGAAAUGUACUAAUAAAAUAGUUGGAAAUGUUUAAAAUACCUAAAAAGUGCAUAAUGAUUAUUUUUAAUGUAAUGCACUUGCAAAUGUUUAUUUGUAGAAGACAAGGUUGCUCUGCAAAAUAUUCUCCUCUAUCAUCUGGCUCCCGGUGUGUUCAUCGGAGAUGGAUUUGAACCUGGCGUAACAAAUAUUAUAAAAUCUCUUCAAUUAAGUAAAUUAAUGAUCAAAGCGGUAAGCAUAACUUUUUAUUCAUAGUAAUUUAUGAUAUCGGUGUAGGAAAUAGAGAUUCACCACCCGAGAAAAACAACAUGUUAAAAUUGAUUUAUUUUUUUUCCCAGGGAAAUAAUUCAAUUUUUGUAAAUGACGUUCCAGCUCAGGAGUCUGAUCUCAUGGCAACUAAUGGUGUAAUCCACACUGUAAAAAAGCUGCUGUUCCCUGCAGGUUAGUAUGGUAUAAGGGCAAUUUCUUAUUUUGAUCAACAAUAGAGCGGCUGCCCUUUUUUUAUAGGAUAUAAUGCAAGAAAAACAUCUCCAAGAUUUUGUGUGGUUAAACAACUCAAAAAUGUCAUUUUUUCCUGUAGAGACACUGUUUAGUAAGGUAUGACAUAUAGUCUGAGAGUUCUGUGCUGUAUCUUAGCUAUCUUAGCUGUUCCUAGAACUGCAUUCUUCUGGACAGCAUUCUCAGAUGUCUUUAAUAUCUAUCUCUCUAUUUCAGUCUCUCUCGAAGCGCUAAUUUAGAAAAAAAAAAUUUCUAUAUAUUUAUACACUUUUUUUUAAAAUUUGAGGGUGAAGCUCAACACCUUGCUUUUUUUUUAUAGUCCCUAUAUUUCCUUAUGAAUAACUUUGUGAGCUAUGCUCGUUUUGAAAAAAAAAAGAAAAACCAGGCUGCUCAAUCACAAGAUUAUUUGUAAAAAAAAUCAAUGACAUAGCUGCUUUUAUAUUUUAUUUAUAUAUCUUUUUUGUUUCCAGAUGCAUCUAUUGGUAAUGAACAACUUCUACAAAUUCUCAACAAAGUCAUCAAGUACUUCACCAUCAGGGUAUAUUAUUUUCGUGUUCUCUUUUAUUUUUACUUUUCAUACAGAAUACUCAUAGAUCAUACAAUAGAUACAUUUAAAAAUGAAUAAUAACAAAUUAUGCUCAUUUAAGGUUACUGUCACCUUUAUUUAAAGGUAAAAAUAAAACCCAUUUGUUGGAAGUUUACAUUUAGUUAAAGGGUGUACUAUGAGCACCUAAAAAUACCAUUGUGAAGUGGGGAGGGGAAGGACUUACAAUACAUAGACAAUUACACAGUGGUAGAUGAGGACCCUGCUCAAAUGAGCUUACAGUCUUACAGUCUUGAUGAGGUGGGGUACAAAUACACAACAGGGCAGCAAGGGUGACAGCCACUAAACAAGGUGGAAAAGUAGCAUUACUGGAGGAGAGAGUGGAGUAUGGCUGUUUAGGAGAGCAAGAGACAGACUUGGGUAAGUAUAGAUAAGUUACUCUGGGAGUAACCAAGAAGGGGCAUUUCUAUGAAUCAGGGAAGAAAUAUAAGAGGAGCUAGAGUUGGUUAGAGCUUUAAAGGUAAGGGUUAGUUUUUUGAAUUGAACCUAUAUGAUACAUGAAGCCAGUGUAAGGAGCGAGGCAUGGGAGGAACGACAGGUGAGAAAGAUCAGCAUGGUGGCAGCAUUCAUUACCGAUUGUAGCGGGCCAGUUUGGGGAGACCAACUAGGAGAGAAUUACAGUAAUCCAUGCGGGAGAUUACCAGAGCAUGAACAAGCUCCUUGGCAGCAUUUUGCGUGAGAAAGGGGUGGAUGCAGGUGAUAUUUUAAGGUGGAAUCGACAUGCUUUAGCAACAUACUGGAUAUGUGGGGCAAAGGUGAGGCAGGGAACAAAUAUAACACCAAGACAACGAGCCUGCAAGGAUGGACUGAUGCAAGCACCAUCAACUUGCAGGGAGAGCGAAGGAGGAGAAUCAGCAUUAUGAGUGGGAAAAAUAAGAAGCUCAGUUUUAGAGUAAUUGAAUUUCAGAAAGCGGGAGGACAUCUAAUCAGAAAUAGAAGGAAAAAAAAGCAGUGACACAUCGCAGGACCGCGGGGGAGGGAUCAGGGGAGAAGAGAUAUAUCUGGAUGUUGUCAGCAUAUAGAUGGUAGCGGAAUCUGAAGGAGUUAAUGAGUUUGCCAAGAGAGGCCGUAUAAAGAGAGAACAGAAGGGGACCAAGAACAGAUCCUUGGGGGAUUCCAACUGAGACAGGGCGAGAGGAGGAGGUGUCAUUGCAAAAGGAGACACUGAACAAACGUUGGAAGAGAUAGGAGGAGAACCACGAGAGGACAGUGUCACAGAGGCUGAGGGAUUUAAGAGUUUGGAGAAGGAGGACAUGAUCAACAGUGUCAAAGGCAGCAGAGAGGUCAAGAAGAAUUAGUAUGGAGUAGUGGCCUUUGGAUUUAGCUGUGAUUAGGUAAUUUGUAACUUUAAUAGGAGCAGUCUCAGUAUAGUGGAGGGGGGAUUAUUUUAUUGCCACUCCAGACUAGUGACAUUAGUAAAUAACCAUAUUACUUUAUAAAGAGAAAAUUUCAUAGUUUUAAUAGUUACAUUAAAGAGAACAGACAAGUUGAAACAAAUGGAGAAAUGCAUAAAUCUGUUUAAAGAUUAUACGUUUGUGUUUGUUCUAGUUUGUUCGUGGCAGUUCAUUCAAGGAAAUUCCCCUCAAUCAAUAUGGUAAGUAAAUGUGAUUUAAUUACAGAAAAAAAUGAAUAAUUUUUAAAUUAUAAUAGUUUAAUAAACUUUUCUGCUUUUUUGUUAUUUGUCUAUAUUUUUUGAAUGGCUCUAGUUGCAUUAUUUGAGACUAUAUUCUCAACUCAUUUCCUAAAGUAACUAACAGGCGUUAUUAGUCAACUGUUUGUAAUUUACCUUAGGGUCUCAGAUUAUGUUAGCUUCAUUCAGUGAUAUAAUUAAAAGAUAUUUAACCAUUUGGUUAUUUGAUUUAAUGCUUCCUUACCUGAAUAGGCAGGGCUGUGAACAGUAAGAGAUUAUGUACAAAGUUAGAUAAGUCAAGCAAUCAUAGCGUUGUUUCUGAUUAAGUAUUUUGAUAUUAAGCAGUAUGUGCUGAAGUACUCAGCACUAAUACACGUUAUAUAUAUAUUAAUUGUAUUGUGUUUUGGCCCACCUAUUUUACUGUAUGGCCAAAAUUCUGACACCAUAGGAUACUACUCUUUAUGGCUGCCCUGUCGGCCCUUUGUUUUUACUCAACUUUAUAAAUCAGGCUCCAGUCAAGCCUUGUACGUCUAUGUGAACAACCACUAGUGAUCAACUUUCAAUGUGGAUCUGUGUAAUUUUCUUGUCUGUUGAUCUAAUUCACUGCUUGGAGAUAAAAAAAAGCCAGCUGGAUUGGAAGGCAGACAAGUUCAGGCAGAUACAAAUACUGGGCUACUGACAAUGACAGGGGUGCAGAAUCACUCCCUGGCUCCAAAGGGAAGUGUUGCUAUAGGGAGUCACAUUUACACUUCUCUUUCAAUAUUUAAGAUUGUUAUUUUUAAGCAUGUUAUAGAUCACUAGUAAUUUAGAUCUAGAGAUACCCCAAAGACAUCCCCCAUAUAGGCUACUGUAAAUAAAAUCAGCUUUAUUGUAGAAGACUCAGGAUUUCAAACAAGAUUAAGAGAAUAUGAACAUGACUAUGUUUCAUAUGGGAUUUUGUAAGAAGUUACUCAAAAUUCUCUGAUUCUUUGGUUGGAAACAGCAGAUUAAGACACAUUAUCAUAUAUUUUCUGAAGGAAAAUGAAAAACAUAUAUAUGAAACUAAUACUUCUAUCCUUUUUUUUUGUUAUGAAAAAUGUAAUAUAGCAAAUUUAAUUUCCAAGCUUCUUACAGUGAUGCACAUUGUAUUCAGUAUUUCAUAUUUAUUUGUGAAUUGUUUACUCUCAACCAUAUUUCACUGUGUAAACUAAUUCCUUAUUAUUUGCCGAUUUAGUAAAGUAUUAUUACUUAUUUUUUUAUAUUUUUAUUUCAGUUACAAAACUCCGAGUCAGCAAAGGUAAGAUUUAGUUGUUUUAACCCCUGCUUUGGUACAAAAGUACAAACUAGGCUUGCUUUCCCCCAAAGAAGAACGCAAAAAUACAGACUGCAUAUAUAUAUAUACCAGAAUCAUCACAUCUUGCUAGUAAAAUAAAUUUUUUACUGUGUAAUAAGAUAUAUCGCUGCAUGGUAACAAUGCAUAUUUUAAUGAUAAAGUUCAUGUGGAAUUAUGUUUAAAGAUGAAGAAGACAGUAUAAUAAAUUAACGGAUUACUCCAAGCAUAAUGGAUAGUCAAGCUAUUUAACAAGCUUGUCUUGUCAUGAUACAUUGUUUUUCCUCUAUGGAUUUACGCAAGUCACUUUACGGAGCAGCAAUAAGGGGUUGCUUAAUGACUUCAUGAUUAAUAUACAGAAGUAACUCUUCAGAAGGAAAGUUAUGUUUUGUAUUUUUUUAGGAUUUAGUUUGAAACCAAAAUGGCUUGUCGAGUUCGUAAUUCUAACAGACAAAAAGCACUAAAAAAGAUUAAUGCGUGUCUGCAGAUGUAGCAUGACUUAUGACAUUACUUAUGGUUAGGAAAGUCCUUUCAUUGUCCUCUUGAAGAAUAGCAGCAUUUAUUAAAUUCCACGGCUGUUGGAUUGUCCCACGGUUCCAUGGGGCCCUGAUUCAGGGAUUACAAGUAGAAAGCACACACUGUGUUCAUUUAAAUCAGUUCCUUUCUAUAAACAGUAUUUUGAAAGUUAAAUCUCCUGAUAUAUUCAAGGUUAUUCUACUUAACAUGUAAUUUCUAAAAGCUUUUAAUGCAAUUGAAAUGAUUAUUCAUCUUUGAAACAAAAAAGUAAAUGCAAGCAAGACAUGAUUGAAAAUGCUGAUAAGUGACAAGGAGGCUUAGAUGUGAUAGGACAGCAGGGGCGUUGCUAUGUCUGAAAAAUACCUGCAACUUGAGCCCAGUGCACACCUCCCUCUAGGUCCUUCCAUGGCCUCUUACAAGCACCACCAUUAAUCUAUGCAGACUUUUUUUUCACCCCUCAGAUUUUGUUUCCUAAAAGAGCAUAGGUAUUAUAUUAAAAAAAAAUUUUUUUUAAACUAAUAAACUAGCCAGCCCUUCCAGUGUCAUCACCAUUAUUCACGAUACAUUUAAUAAAAUAAUACAUAUGAAUUAGUAAUAUAGCAGCAAUGCCAGGAGAUUCUCAGCAUGUGUAGAAUACAUUAGAAACAAACUCUUGCACAAUGUUAUAUAAAUGCUAUUGUAUUCAAUUUACAAUAUGUUAAUAUAAAUGUCAUUAUAUUCAAUUUACAUGAUGUUAUAAAAAUGUAACAUUAUUAUUAUUUUUUUUUUAUUGUCUGAAGGUCCCUCAAUCACUAAAGUAAUUGGAGGUGAAACUGUUCGCAAAGUUAUUCAAGGUAUGCACACAUAAAUAUACAAUAAAACAGAAUUCCAAAAGAUAUUUAGAAUUAAAGAACCACUAUAGUAUCAGGAAAACAAACUCGUCUGAUACAAACUAGUCCUUUAACAGUUGCCUUAUAUAUUUCACUAGUUUGGUAAAUGUUCCUGUCCUGUGUGUAAGAAAGAAAGAGAGAAGAAGAGAGAGUGUAUGAGAGAGAGAGAGAGAGAGAUAUGAAUUUCAUUGUUUGAGGUAUUAGUUGUAUUUUAUAGAUAGAAUAAUAGAGAUAGUGUGUGCAAGAGAGAGUGUAUCAAAGAGAUAGUGUGAAAGCUAAAUUUCACUAAUAUUACUAAUAUUACUGAUUUGUGUUUUAGAAUUUUUCACACUAAUGUGUUUUACAAUGGUUUUGUUUUUUGCUUAAAAUGCCUGCAACAAUUUAGAAAAGUUAGGAAACUGCUUGUCCUUUAAAAUGAUUAAUCCAAGCAUCAUGAUGGCUCAAGCCUGCUGUGCUGCUUAUGAUACUAGGGGUACACUGGCCCUGUUUCCCAGUAAUGGGGCAAAGGUUGUCCCCUAACCUGGGUCCCUACUGGGCACUGAGUGUGCUCUAUAGCCAGUGACAUACCUCUGGCUUCUGCAUAGCUGCAGAAGCUUGAUGUUGAUCCUGACAGCCAUUCAUUGGCUGAGAGUAUGAGCUGCUCACUCUCAACCAAUGAAUGCAACUCUGUGCAUAGGAAUAUGCACAGAAAUGACAUUAGCCAUCAAGAAACUCUUUUUCCAAGCUGGCUAAUGAUGCUCCAAUGACAAUACAGGAGGUGGAGUUAAACCUCCAGCAGCAAAAUGGCUAAACUGAAAGAAGUGCAGAGUUUUGUAGUGAAAAGCAGCACUUCAGAUCACUGAAGUGGUAAUGGUACUAGGCAUAACCUUUGGCUGUAAAGAAUGUAAUAUGCAACACUGGAUCAUUUCAGACGAGUAACUUUAAACUAAGGAGGAAAAUGACAAUGUUAAAAAAAAGUUACACGUUCUUUUACAUGGUUUUUAUGUGGCUCUACCGAUUAUUGUCAUGUACAAGAAAAUAAACAUGAAUUGGAAUAUUGGAGAGUUGUUAUUAAUUUCAGGAAAAAUCAUGGGGGAUAUUCCAAACUUUUCUUUUUCAGUUUUUGGCAGAAAUAUGUUAAUUAUUUCUAACUUAGGCCUUUUAACAUUUUUGCAUAUGUUUUUUAAAUGAUUUACUAUUUUGGCAUCUGAUUUUAAAAUACUUUUUUUCUCAAAAUAUUAAAAUAUAAAAAACGUAUCAAUAUAUAAAAAAAAUUAUCUAUAUAUAUUGUGAUUUUUGUGGGAAAAACAAGUCUUAUGGCUUGACUGGUGUGCAGAUCUUUAUCUUUGUAUUGAUUAUAUAUAUACUAUACAUAUAUUCAAUACAAUGUUAAAGAUCUGCACACCAGUCAAGCCAUAAGACUUGCUUUUCCCACAAAGGAUUCUGGGUGGGCAUAUGCAAAUGAGUUUAAAAAAAAUCACAUUUUUGCCUCAUUCCAUUUUAAACAUGGAUUCCUUUGAGUCUGUGUUUGCUGUAUACAACAGCUUUGAAACACAACUUAGUAAAAAGAUGCAAAGCCAGUGAACCACUCAUGGUCAGCUUUUUUGUUGUUAAUGCAAAUCAUCAGUAUGAGGUUGGUUACUGGCUUCGCAGCUAAACUGACCCACCCUCUUUUUUGCUCAAGACUGACUUGCUUGUUCUCUCCUUGCUCAUGCUGGGCAGUGCGCAAUCAAAUACAUCUAUUAGACAAACAUUGUGGACUCAGUGAUCUCUUUUAGAAGCUAUAAAAGCAUACAUGGAAAUGGACAUUAAUAAAACUUAAAUUAUGUAACACAAUUAAAUACACUCUGUAUACUGAGUGAAUUAUAGAAUAGGUACUUAAUGAACAUUUUUUUUCAGUGGGUAGGGAUGCCAUGUGUGUCCCUGUCAGGUGUGUGUGACUAAGGCUUCAGAAAUAAAUUGAAUUAACCCCCAAAAUGCCUGGACUGUAACUGCUUCAUCUCAUUGAAAGUGUUAUAGUGUCUAGGGUCCUUUUAUGUAGUCUUUCUAUUCUGCAUUGUUUAUUUAUUUUUUCUAAAUCAGAGCUUUCAGCAGCCCUUAACUUAUGUUCUGCUUGGGCUAAUAAUGGCAAUUAGCAUUGGAGGCUGUGAUUGGCUUGGAGUGUCACCUAAUUGUUUUUAGCCUAUCACAGCUCCCAUUGCUGGUAUGAAUUGAUAUGGCUAGAAGGAAGUGUGCGAUCUCUGCCUUAGCAAGACCUUCAGUAAGGGCCAUGCUGUGGGUGGCCUGGGACCCUUAUUUAGUGUUUAACUGAUGGAAAAUGGUAUAACACUGAAUGGAGAGACAGUGCCAGAGGACUCCAAGCACCAUAACAAAGUCAAUGAGAAUCUAGUGUAUUUGUAAAGUAGAAUGUGAGUCUCCAAAGACACUUAAGUUUGUGACUGGAACUAUUACUGAUCAAAAAAUGUGGAUAGCAGCCAAUAACCAAGUAAAAUCCUGUUUCUUUACAAUUCCUUUAAAUUUUCUCCUGGAAGAGUAAACAUAACUAAAAAUUUAUGUAUAUUGUUACAUUACAUAAGGAGGCACUUUGACUGAGGAACUUGAUGCAUCUGAGAUUAAAAUCACAGGUAUUCUUAAAACCGGGAAUGUCUUGACUUAAACCACAAAGAGCACCCACAAAUGUCACCACCAUUGCUGAUAGUUCACGGACUGAUAAUCUGAUCAAAGUUCACCUGGCUGCUGAGUUUGAUAAAACUAAGCCUGACUUUGAUUGCUAUUGAUUGCAUGAAAUAUUGAUUAUCCAUAAGAGGCAUGUCCAUAUGUAUCACAUUGAACAUGUUCACACUUUUCUCUUCUUCACAAAUAUGCUUGCAUCUUGUGCACAACUUGCAAAAGAAUAUAUUUUCUGAUACUUGCAAAAUAUAUAUCAAUUAUAUACAUUAUGUAAUUAUGUUGUUAACUACAGGUGAGUAUGUAACUUGAAUGUUAUUUCUUAUAUAUAAGCUCUGCCUAUUAUUUAUAAUACAUCUUUGCUAUACACCAAGCUUUCACUUGCUUUGCUUUUGAACUUCGAGUCACCAUGUCACAAUUCUUGAAAUGCUAACAUGUUGUUUGGUUCAUAAAGAUGAUUAAAAUAGAUUUUGACAAAUUUGUAGUGAAGAACAUAGCUUUGUUAACAAAUCCAAUCGAUUGACAAAUAACAAAUUCCUAUCAAAUGUCUAGACUCUGUUUUUUAUUAAGACUUGUCCGAGACUACAGACACAGACAUAGUUCUCAAACCACUUUUUAUAUUCCUCGUGUUGGUUAUUUGAUAACUUACUAAAUUGAGAAAAUAAGAACAAGUUACACAUCAAAGUUGAUCGAUAUAUGUAUUUGCCUCUUUUUCUGUUAACAUUUAAUUUGAUGUUUAAAGUUUCACCCCAUAUGCCAAUCCAAGAUGGUUAGGAGGGUGAGUCCCAAGUCUAGUAAUUAGGUUCCAUGAGAAGAGGGAUAUUUACUUUUGAUGUUGCAGACUUCUCUCUUGGCACUUCUACAGUUGUAACUGAAGAAUUCUAAAGUUAUGUCAUACCCUGCAUCUUACUAUCUUACAACUAGCUCAGAGAGUAAAAGAGAACUUAAAGCAUGGAUCGUCCACCUCUAAAUUUUAGAACUAGUAAAGAAGCAUGCAGUUGGUGGAGUUGUUCUGCAACUUACCUACCAGUGUUACCACCAAAGCUACCUUGCAUGAAAUAUGCUUGAGAUGAAUGAAUAUAAGUUCCCUUUCAGCAAUAUGUAUCUAUGUUGUUUGUGUGAAUAAUAGUCCAACAUCUUCUUGUAUUACUCAUUCACACAUAGUAGUUUAAUUUUAAUUGACUUGUGUAAUAUUCUUCCCGUCCCAUAAUUUUAGAGCCAACCAUUACCAAAGUGACAAAAAUAGUUCAAGAACCAGAAGUCAAAGUGAUUCAGGGAGGAGAGACAAGAAUUACCAAAGUAAUCCAAGGUAUGUUUCUCUAAAUUUGCACAUUUCAGGUAACUGUGUAUAUUCACAAUUAAAUCUUGCACACAAUAUUUUAUAUAUAGUUCAAUGAAAGACUAGAUCAGGGGUAGGCAACCGUUGGCACUCCAGAUGUUCUGGACUUCAUCUCCCAUAAUAAUCUUACAGUCAUAUUACUGGCAAAUCAUCAGGGGGUUGUGACAGUAGUCACAACAUCUGGAGUGCUGAAGGUUGUCUUCCCCUGUAUUAGAUGUACAUUCUGUAACAUGAAUAGGUUGAAUUGUAUAAUGAGACUCCAUGUAUUAUUUGCAAUUCCAGCUGGGUGCUUUUUCAUUAAAUAUCAGAGCAAGGAGUGUGUUUUAUGUUUAUUAGCUUAAUAUUAAGAUAUUAUUAGGAUUUUCUUAUAAUGUAAAAACAAUUAAUAAUUGUUUCAUUGAAACAAGUUCUCAGCUGUCCUAUCUCUAAAUACAGUCACAUCUAUAUACUUGUAAACCAAGAUUAAUGAUUGGCUUGAAGUAUCCUCUAAUUUUCAUAUUACUUAUUUACAUCACCCAUUUGGGGUGGAGAUCUGUUCUUGUUUGGGGAGAUAUACGUGUUGGAAAUAGACUGAAAGGAACAUUAAAUACCCAAAGCCGAUAGAGUUAAUGAUUUGUAAAGUGGGUAGAGCUACGUGCUGCACCUCUCAUUAUGAAAAGGGUGGUACUUCACUGCAGCCUUUCUGGUCAGUGAGCAAAGUAGAUUUAAAAAUUGUUUUAUUUAAUAUUUGAAUUUGCAAUAUUUUUCAAGCCAAUUUGGUAUAUAUUAAUUAGAGUAAGAAUAAUACAUUGAUAGUGUCAUGUUUUAUCUGUUUGCACUAAAUAACUUACUAGCAUGUUUAUAAAGACUAUUUUUAUUAAAGAAAGCAUAUUGGGGUUAUUCAUUAAAUACUGAACUGAAAAAUAAUUUGAGAACAUAUAUACUGUUGUUGAGUUGGGACAAAGUGUUACGUUUUUGCAUCAGUUUUGCAACUUAUCUUGAAGUGCAAUGUUGUUGUUGGCGAAACAAAAUCUUAAUUUAAUUGUGAAUCAUUUUGUGUAUUAACCUUUAUAAAAAUAUAGAAUGUUUAGAUAAUUUAAGCAUUUUUGCAUCACAUCUAGCUUUGUAUUGUGUUUACCCUUCAAGACUUUUUUUUAGCCUUUUGCAAAUACCUAUCCUUCAUUUCCAAUUCUACUGAACUGAAAGCCUUUUGAAUACAAUACUUAGGCUUGUCCCUUACUUCAUAAUUUUCUUGUACUUUUUUACAAUAAAAUUUACCAGAACCCACAAUAACUAAGGUCACUAGAGUGAUUGAAGGUGAGCCAGAUUUUAAACUGAUAAAGGAAGGCGAGACGCAAGUGACUAGAAUCAUCCAAGGAGGUAAAGUAGACAGUAGCUGGAUUCAAUCUUUUUUUAUUCUGAUAUUGAGCCCAGUGACCUUAUAUUUUAAAAACAUUUUAGAAAACAGUAUCUAAGCUAUCUGUCAAAUUAGAGAAUUCCUACAUUUUCUAUAAAAUUAAUUACAUAAAUAUGUAUUUAUUUUAUAAGUUUUCAUAUGCUUAUUAAUAUUAAUAUUGUAUUGUAUUCUUUCUUUGAAUUAAUAAUGCUUUCAUUACUCACAAAAUCAUUAAAUCCAAAAUUUAUACCCAAGAAAAAUAUAAAAGAUGAAAAUUCCUUCCUCUUCACAAUUUUUUUUUUUACACUCAAAUUUGUCAGAUCCCACACUAACUAAGAUCACUAGAGUGAUUGAAGGUGACCAAGAUUUUAAACUGAUAAAGGAGGGUGGAACUCAAGUGACUAAAGUCAUCCAAGGUAAAAAAAAAAAUUGGAUUUUUAAAUUAUUUUGAAUUGUUUGGUAUUAGUAUCUUAAAAGUAAAGAAUUCGCCAAAUUGUUUGCUUUUAAUGUCCUUAUAUACUCAUUUGCAAUAUGGUUUGUAAAACUGUACUGGUUUUACAAUAUAUUUAACAUUACUAAUUUUAAUUAAAUUAUUUAUUUUAUUACGGUAUAAUCUGUUUUUUGUUUCAAUAAUGAAGAAACAAAACUCCUUGCUUUAUAAGACAAGGUAUAUUGUGGCAAUCAGUAUAGCAAAUAUAAUUUGAGGGGAAAUAAACACAUUUUGUAAAACAUUUUGUAAACAUUUUUUUUUCUUGUCUUCAAGGCCCUGAAGUAAAAGUUACUCGCAUUUCUGGAGUUGGAGGUGACAUCGAUGAGGCUACACUGAAAAGAAUGCUUGAAGAAGGUUAGUACUGUACUUAAAAUUACUUGAUUUGUUAUACCGUACAAUUACAGAUUCCACAUAUUUCUGCUCAUCUUGUAGAGAGUGACUGAAUGUCUGGGCAGAAGUGGAUCAGUAAAUGGAUAUGUGGCAAAUAUUUCUGCUUUUAAUAGAGUAUAUCUUAAAUAAUAGUUAUGUCUUGAAAAUAAUCUACCAGGAAUACAUGUCAGAAUGAAUAUAGUUUGUAUGUAUCCCUAAAGAAUGCAUAAUUGAUCAUAGUCAGUUAAAUGCAGUUUGAAUAUUGUGACUAUGAUCUAUUAACAUUCUAACUGAUAAUUCUAGAAAUGUUAACUUUAGAAAUAAAUAGUAUGGUACAGUAUACACAAUGUAUACUAUGUUAAUUAAUAUUAUGCAAAUGUCACUUUGCAUAGCAUCCAAAUAUAUAAAAUAUAUAUUUGAGCUCAUUUGCUUCUGUUGUAUGUGAUUUUGUCAAUUGCAGUGAUUACUUUACAAAUGGAAAUUACAUAGAAAAGACCACAAACCAGGAUAAAUCCCCAAAAUGAUGAGUUAAAUAAAAAUAAAAUAGAUUAUCCAAAGUAGGCAGAGUUAUAACCAAGCUAUAGAGUUCAAGCAUUAUCUAAAUAUUUAGUACUCUCUGUAAAUACUAAGCUCAGAUUCUGAAAAAAAAUGCCAUUACAAUUCAUGGUAAAAGUGACAGUUAAUUGAUAGUAAGAUAAAGCAAUAUUGGUAAGACAAUAUGUGUUAAAGAAAAGAGUCAUCUCAUGAUAGUCCAAUUCUAUUAUUAAUUCCAACAUAUAAAUCAUUUUUCUUUUUAUAAGUAACUUACAGUAUUCAUGUGCUAUAAAAAUAUUGUGCCGUUGUGUUAAAGGAACACUAUAGGGUCAGGAACACAAACAUAUAUUCCUGACCCUAUAGUGUUUAAAACAUUAUUUAGCCUCCUGGCCCCCUUGUCUCAAUUAAAAAUGGUUAAAACCAUCUUCAUUCCAGCGCCACCGGUGUCCGCCGGCACUGGCUCUGCCCCCAUUUUACCUCCUUGGCUGACAUCACCAGAUUUGAUGAUCUCAGCCAAUCCAAUGCCUACCCAUUGGAAACUUCUCAGGCACCAGUAAAGUAUGGGACGGCUUGGGGACCGGGUAGGAUCCGCAUAAUACAGAGAGACUAAAUAUAGAUGCAGGAUGUUUUUAUCCCAUCCAGGUGAAAACUGGUGUUUGAACCGAAUGGAAAUGGAAGAUUUAUAAAUAGAGUUGGUUUCCCAUUGCAGGUCAAAGCAAAUAAUUAAUUUUGUAAUCAUUCAAAGUGUAUUAUGUAUGCUGUGGGUGCUCAAUUCUCUGGUUCAUGAUAACCAUUACAAUUGUUACAUAUCUAAACAUUGAUGACAUAAAAAUGUGUCCUAUCAGAAGUUACCAGAGUAUCCAAGUUCAUUGAAGGUGAUUCACAAUUACUUGACGAUGACGAGCUGAAAAGGCUUCUCCAGGGAGGUUAGUGAGUGCAACUGACCGUCAACUACUAUCUUAUAACAAGGUGUCGGUGGUGGAAAUCUCUCUGGUGUUAUGGCUUGUUUUUAAAGACUAAGAUUUGUUUUCAUAACUAAUAGUUAAUUGGAAAAAAAAAAGAGUUAUAAUUCAACAAUUAGGCUGCAAAACUAAACGAAAGAAAAUAUAAACAUGACAGACAUAAUUAGUCUUUAAAAAAAAAAACUAACAAUACUGCUAUGGGGCAAUGAGCAUUUGUUUACACCUUUUUUUAAAAGAUGAUCUGCUCACUAAUUACCAAAAUGUUUUAAAUUAAUUAUAAAACAAAUAUUCAUUCCCCCUAUUAACUGCAAAUGGCAUGUUACUGGUCUCUGAAUAUCUUCUGGCAUUUACAUUUUACAGAUUCAAUUAAUUAUUGCAAUUACAUAUUGUAAACUCUCUUUAUUUUUUUCUCCUAACAAAUGAUUAGCAACUAAUAAACUUAAUAAUCAAAUGUUUUGUACUCAAAUAACAUAUUAAUGUUGUUUUCUGGAAUAUAAAUCCCUCAAGUAAUUUUGUAAACUUAAAAUGUGUUUUUUUUCAGGAUUCAUUGAUUUAAUGUGUUUGUAAAAUUCUGAACAAACAAUGUGUAUUGACUGAGUUUUUAUGUACAAAAUACAUAAAUAAAUGUAAAAAAUGUGAAAGUUUAUAACAAUAAUAUAACCACACCUUCACCAGCAAUACAAAAUACUGAGAAAGUGCAUAACAACAAUAUAAGCACACUUUCACCAGCUUGCAAAACAAUGACUUAAGAUAAAUAGUAUGGCUUCUCCUGAGACCGUCAUUUAUAUAAGGCAGUCAAAUACGGCCAAAGAUUACCCAUGGUGGGUUCUAUAAUAUAGAUAUUAAAUACAGUUGACAACUUAAGAGAAAUAAUGAGGAGUAAAACAUGGUAGUAGGGAUUACUUUGAGUCUGCAAGAUGCUAAAGGCAGGAGACAGUCACAUACUGCCGAUGAGUCCACAUGGUGGGAUAAAGGAAACCAUAUCAAACAUCCUGUGAUCUUCGUGGUGUGGUUAGAUAAGAAGAUUCUGUAGUAAUGUGUUAAAAGUAUACAAUGACAUAAGAUAACAGUAUGUUUAUUUUAAAAUAAAACAUCCGUAGGAAUCCCUAGGAAGAGGAGAUGAUACAGUGGUGUUAUUUUAAGGAUUUAAAAACAUUCCAUGAAAAAUAUAGUAUUGUUUUAAUUGGUUGUAAAUUAUGGAAUGGUACACACAUAUAUCUAUUAUAUUUGAAGAAGGGUCGUUUUACAGUUGUGUGUAACUGUUAAAUAAAAAAUAAAAAAGAGUGUUCUGUGCCUCUUCUCUGAGUCAUUCUUUUUUGUUCCAGGUUCCGAAAUCUCCAAAGUCACAACAAUAGUUGAAGGUAAGCCAUCAGAAACAGUACUAAUCUAAAAGACCUUAAAAGGCUAAUGACAUAUUUAUGUUACUAACUAAAAACAACCCUAUAUAUUUGUAUGUAUUGUGUUGGGUAGAUAUUAUGUGUUUAUGUGUUUGUUCUUCUUGUUUAGAGCCACAAGUUAGAAGGGUACAGACUAGCAGAAGGAUACAAGGUAAACUUUUCAGAAAUCGUGAAAUUUCUUCAACAUUUCUAAAAUUGUUAAUUAAAAAAAGCAUAAAUAGUGAAAAAGGAUUACUAACAUAAAUCAGAUUAAAAACUUAGUUUUUUGAAUUAACAUUACGAAAAUAAUUGGCCAAUUUUCUUUAUGAUUUUUUUACCUCAUUAUUAUUAUUAGCAUUUAUAUAGCACAAACAUAUCGUGUCGCGCUUUACAAUUAUAAAAUGUGGAUAUUUGACAAGUCAUCUCCAUACAGAAUAUAUUAAGACAGGUGGUGAAGAAGGCCCUGAAGCAAAAUAAAAGUUAUAAUAAAAUGUAUUUACUAAUGAGAAUAGUUCUGCUGCCAAUUUAUAUGCAGGUGGUCGGAUUGUUUAUGUGAGCUGUUGUUUUGGAGUACUCCACAAACUCAGUUCUUCACCUGUGUGUACUAACCUCUCUAGCAUAAAGAUAGAGCAAAAUUGAACCCCUUAAGGACACAUGACAUGUGUGACAUGUCAUGGUUCCCUUUUAUGCCAGAGGUUUGGUCCUUAAGGGGUUAAAUUCAAAUGACAUCAAGAAAUUAUUAAGUAGAUCAGAAUUUAAAUACAUUUCAAAAGAUAAUUUGAACAACUUCAUUCUUGGGAUUUUUAGACUUUUAAAUCUUUUAAAUCAAAACUAAAAUCUAAGAGAAAGUCGUAGUUGGGUAGCAUUCAUAGGCAUCUUAAACCUAAGGGGAUGAAGCAAGAAGUUAUUGGCAUCUUGACUGUUAUUGUAGGCUUUAUGUCCAUCCACAAAUACAAAUUGUUGGUUUAAACUCUUUGCCUGAUGGCAGAUCAAUAUUUUUAGAUGCUUUUUCUCUACAGGUGGUCAGGUCAAGACCUCAGGAUCUCUACAAAAUGUGUUGACCCUAUACAAAUAAUAAAACUUGUCAAGCGCAGUAUUUUACAAUCUCCAGACAAUUCAUGUGUUUUUGUUUGUUAAUAACUUUGCAGUAAAUCAAAAAUUUAGAUACAAUAUUUUUACUUUUCAUCGUCCAGUUUUGCAUGCAAAUCAAUUAUGCAGCAUUUUGCUUCACAGCGCAUGACUAACUAAUACGUUGGGAAAAAAAGCACAAUUUAGGUACUGAUUUAGCGCUUAACCAAGCUAAUUAAACUUGAUGGUAUCCAUAAAAAAAAAUGCUAUGCAAUGGAAACUGAACUUUUCUUUCUACAUUUUAGACUAAUUCGUUUUUACAGCGUAACUUCUUGACCAUACUGCAGUAAGGUAGAGCUUUGCUAAUGAAAUGCAUAUGCACUAACAGCAUGCUUAUUUGAAAAGAAACUGACUGGGCAUUACUACACAAUGUACAGAUACUUAAAAUGUAAAUUUCCAUAACAGUCUAUCUAUAAAUAAAUAUUUAGAUUAACCCCUUCACUGUCAAAUCUUAGCAUAACAUUUAUUUGAAACAUGUGUUGUAUAGCUAGCACAUAAAUAUAUAAUGUAAAUGUGUGUAUAUUUUAUUUGUUAUUUAUACAUCCAACCGUUUUAGAAAUAUUGGUUGAAUGAAAAGCUGAACCACGACAACAUCUACACCAGAUUGGUGCAACUAUGCCUGAAAUAGUUAAGAUACAUUUUCAGAGUCUGGUAUGCAGGAAACGUAUAUCAUAAUAAUAUAUUUUACUCUGCUAAGAGAAUCCAGUCCUAAAUAGGUGGAAAUAUUUCCUAGACAAACUGAUAAUCACUUAUGGAAUAUAAAUGUUGGUAAUUAAGACUUCAUGGACUAAAUUACGUUUUGAAAGCAAAUAAUAGUAAAAAUAUGUACGCACAAUUUUGGUAGUUAAGGGGUUAAAAACAUUGACAAAAUACCAAUUUCAUCUAACUUAAAUAUUUUUACAAUUCUUUUAUCGUGACUUGUAUUUUUGGAUUGAUACUUGAUCUUUGGGUAUGGAUCUCAUUAUUUAAUGACGAUAAUGUCUGCAUGUUAUACUUUGUUAUGUUGGAUGACAAAAUAACCUUUUUAUUAUUUAUGGUGAUGGAUUUAGCUGUUUUAAUGUUGAGGAACCACAAAUGGACUUGUAUCCAGAACAUAAAUGAUUGUAUUUUUGAUUUUGAGUAUGUAUUUCUACCUUCUAUAGGUCAACCCGUAAGAAGAAAGCUGAAGAGAAGCCAUAAGUUAUAACUCCAUUAACAACAGAAACUGUGCCGAAAAAUGGAACAUCUGCUUGAAGAGUAAUACUGAAACAGUGUGCUCUCAUGGAAUAGGGGUUUUAUGGUUUAUAUGACAUCUUGCACAAAUUGUGUCUUUAUUUGAGAAAAACAUCAUACUGAUGUCCAGAAAAUAAAAUUUGAAUAAAGGAGGGUGGUAUGUAUGAAAUAUCAAAAACACAUAAAUUGCUGAAUGUAUCUUCAAAAUUUAGAUAAUUUCCAUAAUAUAUAACCCUCUCUAGCAAAUAAUGUGCCAUAAAAUGCUAAUUAUUUUAAAGUCAAAUCUAAAAGCUCAAGGAUUUAUAAAAGCAAAACAAAGAUAUUUUAGAGAUACGGCUAUUCCACAUUAGUCGUAGAAAAGAAAACGCUAUACUUCAUAAAAUGACUCUUAAAAUUUUCUAAACUUGUUUGAAAUGUCUUUAAAUGACAGAAGGUGUUAAUUUGUUAUCAUUCCUACCGCUACUCAGUUUGUAAGGGUAGCAUAGUUUCUUACAAAAUGAAUAAUAAAGAAAAUAUACCACUAUUAGUGCUUAGAAUUGGAGCCUUUUCAAAAGUAAAAAAAAGUAAAAAAAAAAGAAAUGAAAAAAAAAAAAGGAACUGCUAUACAAAUUGUUGAUACUAACUCAAGUGGGUUUUAUUUGUAAAUGAUGUCAUUUUUUUAUAACAUAAAAUUAUAGAGUCAUUUGCUUAACUUUUUUUUUUUUUUUGGUUCACAUAUGUUGCAAUGCAACAACAAUGUAUGCUAGGGAGGAAAUGUUUACCUUAUGUCCCUGUGCCUUUUUCCUUAAAGGCUUUAAAAAUCUGUUGGGUGUGCCUGUAUACCUCUGUUUCUUAAACGAAUACUCAAUAAAGAAUGUGGUUGAAUUAUAUACUAUUCUUUGUGUUUUUUUUAGUAAC